AUGCCAAUCGAUACCUCAAACCAAGACAAGGGCGUCACUGGAGCCGCCAAAUUUGUCACAUCCACACUUGGUAACACGGUCGGCGGUGUCACUCGCACCCUGGGUGGAGUCACUGGAGCCGCUGGGCGAGGCGUUGGCAGUACCAUCACCAGUGCGACAGGCAGCGCGGGUGAGGGAGUCGGGAACGCGCUGGGAAGUGCAAGCUCGGGAAUUGAGGAUGGAGCGAAAACGGUAGCAAAGGGAGUUGAGGACGCCGGGAAAUGGAAAUGA
Molecule: messenger RNA, 270 nt
Organism: Penicillium brevicompactum
Lineage: Eukaryota; Fungi; Ascomycota; Eurotiomycetes; Eurotiales; Aspergillaceae
Exons: 1
Coding region: 1-270 (89 amino acids)
Source: RefSeq, a predicted model, not a curated record